UUACGAUGCUGGGUAUUGUGGGUAGAUAGGCAAUAUUUUAUUAAUAUAUUAUUGCUUCAAAUGGCGAAAGAAUCAUCUUCUGCCUGAUAAUCAUUACAAGCCAUACUUGGCAUUUAGAGAUCCAGGUCAAAGACAACUUGUCUAAAACUGCGAUAAGGUGGCAUGGGUCGAGUUAUUGAUGUGAGGUGGAUCUAGAAAAAUGGUUAGUGUUGACCCUAAUCGGUCCAACUUCUAACUUGAGAUUGAUGUCGAGCUCUAGUAGAGUAAUUGAUGUCAAAAUUGAGGAUGCAGAUAACUCCGAAAAAGAAUCGUAAAGAACGGAUUGGUAAGUAACAUGAAGUGGCAGCGACAGCAAGAUCUCGGCAAGUGAAAAUCAGAUAUAGAAAGAUUUCGGCAAUAUCUCAAUAGGUUUCGAAUUUAUUCUUUUCGCGAGAUUCGAAGGGAAAGAGAGGGAAGAGGUCAAUUGUGCCAUUAGAAGAAUUAAUAGCUGCCUUCCGUUCUAUCCCCUUUAUCUUACGUGUAACCAGCCUGUAGGUGGACUGUUUUUCCCCUACAGCAACAGGACUGUUGCAAAGUGUUUCUCUUUCCAUCAAGUGAUAUCUGAAUUAUUAUACAAGUAAAAUCAAACAUUAAAGCGUUAAGAAUUCCAAUAGAAUGCUGCCCAAUCGACUAAAGAUACCGGAAGAAAUGAUUAAAUGGAGGAACCCAAUUUCACUCGCUUUGAUGCUACCGUAUAAAAAUGGUACACAUGUAGAGGGGAGGGGGACACGUCCUCCGUUCGAUGAUACGGUUCGAUUGCUUCUGUGCUUCCCUCUGAGUUAUCCACUUUGGAUGGCUUCGCCGGAAAAUAGAAAAUGAGAACUGAUUGUGCGUGUGACGGGUGAGAAAUCGAGAGAUGGGAAGGCUAUUUGUGAUCACUCUUGAAGGAAGCUUCUAUAGCUGCAAGCACUGCAAAACACACCUCGCCCUUUCUGAUGAUACUGUUUCGAAGUCUUUUCACUGCAGGCAUGGAAAGGCUUAUCUCUUUGAUAAAGUCGUGAAUGUCACAGUUGGAGAGAAAGAGGACCGCAUGAUGAUUACUGGAUUGCACACUGUUGUUGACAUCUUUUGUGUGGGAUGCGGAUCAAUUCUGGGAUGGAAAUAUGAGGCUGCACAUGAGAAAAGCCAGAAGUACAAGGAAGGGAAAUAUAUCCUCGAGAGGUUUAAGGUGUUGGGUCCUGAUGGAAGCAAUUACUACAUGUCAAUUCAUGAACCUCAAGUUGAUGGAAGCGAUGCUGAUGAUGCUUGAAUCCUAUUGAAAGUGACCGUCUCUUUUAAUUGCAAAUCUUUAGUUACUAUUGAUAUUUUUUUGUUUAAAAAAAAAAAUUGUGCACUUAGCUAAGGUGGGAUGGUUGAUGGGUGAGUUGGAUCAUGGAUGUAUAGCCUCUGUCCGGCCCACCCAAGAAAGAUGCAUGUAACAUGAAAGUAUAGCCUAGCAUUUAACUUGUUCCUUUUUGGGCUGAGAUGUAUCGUGGCCCAAAAAGAGUAUUUAUUUUAGCCUCCAAACUUGGGUUGGACUUGGACUUCCCCAAUAAUAUGUCCAAGUGUAGUCCUUUUAAUGGGAAUUUGACGAGAUCGCUUGAUAUUGUGCCCAAGAGAUAUGCAUGGAGUGGGCUUUAGGUGAGAGCUUCAAUCGCCAUUUUGGGGAGGGAAAAAAAAUAAAAGAGGGGGGCGGGGGUUUAUAGUGGAUCAAGAACUCCUAGAAUUUUUAAAAAUAUUUUAACCUUUGUGACUUAUUCAA
Molecule: messenger RNA, 1780 nt
Organism: Carya illinoinensis
Lineage: Eukaryota; Viridiplantae; Streptophyta; Magnoliopsida; Fagales; Juglandaceae
Product: protein yippee-like
Exons: 6
Coding region: 896-1288 (130 amino acids)
Cellular component (GO): ubiquitin ligase complex
Source: RefSeq, a predicted model, not a curated record